AUAACGCCGGGUUGCAUCUAUCAGUUUGAUCGUAUCAUUUCCAUCUUUACCUUUCUCAAAUCAUCAAUCAAAAACCGUGUUUGACAAGGUGUAGAAAGAGACAAACAUAUUCAAACAAAUUUUGACAACGUGUAGAAAGAGACAAACGUAACAUAUUCAUACAAACGAUACAAACAUAUUUUAUAUUUUAUGCUUAUAAAGAACUGUUCUUGAGCAAAACAUAAGGUUUUUAAAAUGAAUUACUUAAAUCCCUUAGAAUUAAGUUGUGAAGUGAAGAAAGAAGCUAUUUCUUGCACUGAAGAACUAUGCCGACUUUGUGCUAAAAGUGUUACGUCGUAUUCAUCAAUUUUUCAGGACAAUCUGCAUGAAUACUUAACACUCAUCUUUGGAGUAUCGAUCCAGCAGAAUGACAACUGGCCAAAAUCGAUUUGUAACGUAUGCUUCGAAGUGGCUAAAAAUUAUGUAAAGUAUGUUCUGUCUGUCCGUAGAGCAGAGACAAGCCUCCGAAGUAUUUAUGGGGAGCUCUCAAAUCUGGAACCCGGUAUAUCUUUUAUUAAUGUUCAGGAGAUACUUAAUCCAGAAGAUACCAGAGAUCAUGCCAGUGAAGGCAGUGAUUACAAUGAGAAUGAAGAUGAGAACGAUAUUAAAGUUUUUCCGCCUGGGAGUGAAAAUUCAUUUGAUACUUUGGAAGAUUCUAAAAUUCCCAACAAAAUAACAUUAAAUGAAAGACAGUUCCUAGAGGAGUCAUCAAAGGAUAACAAGCCUUCUUUUAUGGAAGAAUAUGAUGGUCAAACAUCGGAGGAAACAGAGGAUCUUCCUACACUUAAUCGACGUACAUCCUCCACCGAUAAAUCAACAGACGAGGAUGAGAGGAUAAGAAAAUUCUUCAAACUGGAGUGUUCUGUCUGUUCGAAUCCUUUCGAAACGUACAAUGAGUUAAAAUCUCAUGCCAUAAAGAUUCAUAAGGAUCAAAAAUUGGCUUUUAUAAUAUGCUGCAAGAAAAAGUUGGACAAUCGCACGAAAAUUGUAAACCAUCUUAAUCAUCAUGCUAAAGUUGAUGCUUACAAUUUCCCAAAACCGGAGUGGAUCGUUAUCGAUAAUAAUUUAACGAAACCAUCGAAGCCUUUGGAGAUGUCGGUUUGUACUGACAAAGUUAAGCAGUCUCCUCUCAAAAUCAAAAUGGACAGAACAUCAAAAAUGAACUACGUACAGAGAAAAAUUUUGUCAGAGUUUAUGUAUGCGCACCGGGGUCUGGCCAGAAACCUGACGGACUCAACGCAGGGGAAGAAGCAUCACAAGGAAUUGUGGAUCCAACUGACUGAGAAGCUGAAUGCUGCAGGACCACCCACAAGGCCUGAACUUGUGUGGCGGAAGUGCUGGACGGAUAGGAAGCAGAAGGUGAAGAAUAUCCUAACCAAAAAUAAAAAAGACACGGAAAGAACAGAGGGAGGACCAUCUGAUCCAAUUCCUCUCGAUGAACUCGAUUUAUUGGUAGUGAAAGCUGCAGGUUUAGAUCCGUCCGAGGAAUUCAGGAGCCAUCUUCUGAUGGAAGAAUAUGAAUGGAACUAGUCACUAAAUCACGAGUUCGAACAUUCCGCAAAGCAUUCUACGUGGGAUUGAGGCACUACCACUGACGAUCAUUUUUUCAGAGGACAAGUAUCCCUAUAGUACCUAUGAAUUCAUACAGGUUUCGUCUUCUGAAGUCUAAUUAAAAAAAAAUCACAGUGUUCGGUGCUACCCCAUGAUCAAUAGUGCCCCAUUUUCUCCUAUAAUGAUUGCAGUUUCUAGUCUCAAGAGGUUUUUACUUUAAAAAAUUAAAACUAGUAGCCCAAAAUCGUCCUUAGAGGCUUGAAUUCUCUAUGAUCUAAUUCUAAUCAUUAUGAAUACAUUUUUAUUAUAAAUAAAUAAUAAAGAAAAGCAAUUUAAUU
Molecule: messenger RNA, 1928 nt
Organism: Phlebotomus papatasi
Lineage: Eukaryota; Metazoa; Arthropoda; Insecta; Diptera; Psychodidae
Exons: 3
Coding region: 235-1569 (444 amino acids)
Cellular component (GO): nucleus
Molecular function (GO): zinc ion binding
Source: RefSeq, a predicted model, not a curated record